This is a messenger RNA of Pseudozyma hubeiensis SY62, 1563 nucleotides long. RefSeq lists its product as hypothetical. Bases 1 to 1563 code for a protein of 520 amino acids. The record is from RefSeq and is a predicted model, not a curated record. Gene Ontology annotation, cellular component: Ino80 complex. NCBI's taxonomy places the organism in Eukaryota, Fungi, Basidiomycota, Ustilaginomycetes, Ustilaginales, Ustilaginaceae. The transcript has a single exon. Gene Ontology annotation, biological process: chromatin remodeling.
AUGCCACCGGCCGACUUUGACGCCCUCUCCGACGGUAGCGACCUCACUGGCGAAGAUUCCGCCUCCGACCUUCAAGAAGACGACGAAGAAGUCAUGGCCUCUGCUCCUCAGACUCCAUCCAAGAAGCGCCGUCGCACCACACGCACCAUCAUGAAAGAUGACGAAGAGGACGAGUAUGAAGUCGCAGAUGCUUUGGCAGACGAUGAUGGAGACCAAUUGGACGAUGAUGAUGAAGAUGCUGAUGACUUGGACGAAGAUGACGAGGAGUACGACGCUCCGUCUACUUCGCGUAGAGGUGCAACGAGGAACUCAGGCCGGAAGUCGGCGAGGAGUGAAGCCGCGACUCCCAAAAGAUCGGCUAGGACAUCAACACGCGCCACUGCUGCUUCGACGACACCCGCUGCGAGCGCAGGUAAAAAGUCUCUCCGAGUCAAACUCACACGCACACCUCAGGCAACUGUCAAAGAAGACGCUUCCCCCGCUCCAACGGGUCGCGCCUCCAAGACAGCACCCUCUGCGCCUACUCCGCCCGCAACCCGUCGAGCGAAAGACGCAUCAAAGGUCAAGUGGAAACCACGCGCUAAGAGCGGCAAAGCUUCGGACUCGGACGAAGACGAAAUCCCCGUUCCCGACGAUGACGAACUCGAAGACGAGCUCGACGUCUCCCACGCACCCACAGUACUUUCCGCAUCCGACGACGAAUCCUCUUCCGAGCCGGAUGAAGCCACCGCCCUCGAGAUGCAAGCCAUCAUCGGCAAGACAGCCCGUCAACUCGCGCGAGAGGGGGGUGCGGAAUCGUCCCACAUGGAACUACCCAUGUUCGAUCCGAACCGCAAGAAGAAGCUCACCGAAAACGAGAUCGCACUUCGACGUUCCGAGACCGCCCGCAAGCGCAAGAAUCAGGUCGAGAAGAAGCUCGAAGACGACAAAGUGGAGACCAUCAACCGUCUCCUCAAGAAGCAGGUGGGCAGGAGUAGGAAUAAAUUGAGAGCAGGUAGUGAGGAUUCCGACGAGGAGGUCGAACAGGCACGAAAGAGGGGCAAGGAAGAGUUGUCCCGAAAAGCGUUGAAGGAGAUGCCCGCUCCCUACUUCAGGUUGAUCGACAGAGCAGACGGCAAAGUUCUAGGUGUACCCACCGGGCCCGCGACAGUAGAGCAACUGUUGGGCGCCAACUACGUCGAGGUCAACCAGACGCUGAUCGCCGAGCUCGACAAGCCGAUCCAGACGGAGGAGCUGUCGGAGAAGCAAAGAUCGCACGCUCAGAGGGCGAGAAAGCGGCUCGAAGAACAGGCAGAGCGAUGGAAACAAGACCACGCUCUCGAUCACGUCUGGGGCCAGGAGGGUCUGUACGAGUACAAGCUGCGAACCGUCCUGGGUCAGUCGAGGCAGGACUGGAUCGGCUCAAGGCGUCAGCCCACGAUUGAACAGCAGCAGGAGACGGAGGAACAGGACGCAGAGGUAGAAGCUGAGGCAGAGGCUGACGAGCAGGACGACGACGCCGAAGACGAGGUUGCAGAAGACGCCGAAGGUGAUCAAGAUGAACAAGACGUCGACGAGUCUUGA